Molecule: messenger RNA, 6539 nt
Organism: Nematostella vectensis (starlet sea anemone)
Lineage: Eukaryota; Metazoa; Cnidaria; Anthozoa; Actiniaria; Edwardsiidae
Exons: 1
Coding region: 776-5995 (1739 amino acids)
Source: RefSeq, a predicted model, not a curated record
CUGUAACGGCAUCCGCAUGCCAUGGAUAACCCCUUAGUUAUUUUUAGUCAUCUCAUUACGUCACCAAUCAAUGUAACGCUAGCGAUCACGUGACCUUAGCUUUAUAAAUGCAGCAAACUUGUAAAGCCCCUAAGGCUCACAGAAAUUCGACGGGUUCACACGGGUUUAAGUUAGCGCCGCCCUAGGCCAAACUCGCUGUAAAGCUUACCAAGUUCUUACACGCAAUAAAACCCUAGCCUUGUGGAAUUUGUGAGUACUUCAUCAAAGUUUCCCGGAUCUCUCCGCCACGCGGAGCUGACGCCGCUACAGUCGAAUUUCUGUUGGAAAGCUGAAUCCCUGCCGAUUCAAGCAAGUCCUCAGUCAAGUCAAGUCCAAGUCAAGCUUCCCUGAAGCUCUAAGCCCAUCAAAGGAGAAAAGGCCAGUCAAGUCCGCCGACCCCUAGACCCGAACCGCCCAUCCGAAAACCGUAAGUCCGUUCCACUUUUUCUACUAAUUUCGAAAAUUUGGUUCAACUACAACCGGAUACGCAGAGAUUUCACAACAAAGGAAUGCUCUCUGCAUUACACAAAAGUCAAAAGUUUCAAACCACAUGAAGACAGAAAAUUUUGAAGUCAUUCUCAAUUAGAAUUCACAAACUGAUUAAUCAUCUACUGGUUUCUUCAGUAUAUUGCCAUUAUUCUACGUCGUCUGUUCGUUAAUACAAAAAAAAUAAAAAAACUUUGUGUGACUUAUCAUCUUGCCGCUCGCCGCGACCAUCUACAAUAAGAAUUUAAGAAUGGCCGAACGCCCCAAUGCGCCCGCCCCAAUCAGCGAAAAUAUCCCCGAGAACAUUGAGAGUUUUUCAGAAAAUAUAAUUCCCCAUCAGUCGGUAGAGCCCGAAACUACAACGUUAAGAUCACGUACCAUGACCGAAAAGGGUUUAGAGUACGCAAAGGAACUUAAAGCAAAAACCGCAAAAGCCGCGACCGACCAUUUCCGGCAAGUCAUAUCCGAUUUCCUGGCACAUUUAAGCUCAUCAAAUAAUAAAGACCAAAUAUUGAAAGAACUUAGUCAUUGCAAUGCCCUAGCAGAAAGCGCAACAACGAAAUUAAACGACUUCUACGAUCUCAUAAAAGAAACGCCAGAUUCACAAGAAGUGGCCGAUUCACAGUUAGAUAUCCAUCAGUCGAUUAAUGAGGCUAAGAAAAUAGCCCAUGAGAAGAUAACAACUCUCGAGUACCAAGCUGACAAAAUGUCAGUAAUUUCCUCUGCGUCACACUCUUCACGGAGAUCAUCAAAAAGCUCGAAAUCCGCAAGAGAUACUUUAAUAGACGUGCGAGCAAAGCGUGCUGCCUUAGAAGAAAAGAUCAAAUUUAAUAAUUCAAUCUUGGAACAGGAACAAAAACUAGCAAAUCUUAAACUGCAACAAGAAUUAAAUGCAACAAAAGCCGAAGAGGCCGUUUAUAAAGAAGCGAUCUCGCUAGAAGAGUUUGAACUGCCUAUCGAGAAAGAGAAUUUAAUAAGCCGUUUCCUGUCCGAGGCACAAACAACCAAACCUGUUAUCACAGAUCCGAUCCAAAGUUGCUUAUCUCCCUUUAACUUUCCUAACACCGAAAGUUCUCUCGUAUACACUAAACCGCAGCGACCCCUUACCGCCAACACGUUCGUGACCUUUCAGACCACUCAAGUACCUGAGAAUCGUCCCUUCAUCAGCCAAUCCCAAACAAACCCGCCAUCAACACUUACCGCUUGGCACAACGCACAAGAGUUUACGCCGAAAAGCUCCACUGUCUAUCAGGAAAUUCAAAAUGCACAGCCAAUGUCACACAACCAAAAUGUGCAGUCAUCUGACCCGUCACGCCAUUACAAUGGGAUACCGAAUCAAAGCGUCACACAGUCCUACCAACAGCCCUUGCAGACAGAUAGCGUCAAACAAAUAGCCGAAGCCCUUGCUAAAGUCACACAACUCCAGCGCUUGCCGCAAGCUAAGCCAGACAUCUUCACCGGGGAAGGGCCCCACACGAAAUUCUUUAUCUGGGAAACAGCGUUUGAUGCAUUAAUAGACACUGCCCCGGUGAGCGCGCAGCAAAAGCUUUAUUUAUUGUAUCAACAUCUCGGCGGCAAGGCUAAAGUAGUAGUAGAGCAAUUACAGUACAUGGUUGGCGCAGAUCCCGACACUGCCUACCGUGAAGCUAGAAAUAAGCUGAGAAACCGCUUCGGACGCCCAGAUAUAAUAGCGACAGAAUUUGAAACAAAACUAACAAAUUGGCCAAAGAUAGCGCCUAACGAUGGAAAGGGGCUACGCGAAUUUAGUGACUUUCUGUAUCAAGUGCAAGUUGCCAGCGCGCACAUGUCAGCCCUUAAGAUUUAUGAGUUCCCUUCAAAAAUACAGUCCCUAGUAGAAAAACUCCCGGGAUGGUUCGCGACAAAAUGGUCAAUCAAAGUGCAAGCACUACAACAGGAAAGGGGGUACAGCGCGUUUCCUAGCUUUAGUGAUCUCGUCACAGAAGUAUGUUUUCACGCCGAGCGAAUGAACAUUCCUCAACUCACACCGACCAAGCACUCUAGCACUCCAACUCCCAUACAAACGCACCGCAAGCCACAAGAGCGCAUUCACAAUGUACUCCUAACUAAAACCGAGGCCCAAAAGAAGGAAGCAUUGGUUAAACACACAGAAAAAAAGGUCUGCCCGUACCAUAACAACGCAGCGUCGCACAACCUAACUGAAUGUAAAAGGUUCAAAGAACUCCUAUAUGAAGAAAGGCUAGAGUUCCUAAAAUCAAAUGGGCUAUGUUUUAAAUGCACAGGAAAACACUUUCGUAAAGACUGUGAAGAAACUCCUCCCCGAUGCGAGGCCUGCAACAAGAACCACCUAACUUUGCUUCACGAAGACAGAAGCGCCCCCGCUAAACCUGCACCCCCUAGCCCCCCAGAAGCAUCAGCAACAUGCACACAAGUCUGCGGAGGGGAGGGGACCGGUAGGUCGUGCGCCCGAAUAGUCCUUGUCAACCUCACACAUGAGUCACAGCCACACAAAAAACAGCUCACAUACGCCGUCCUCGAUGAUCAAUCGACAGACGUAUUCAUCACGGAUAGUCUAUCAAGAUUGCUAGGAAUAACAGCACCGGAGCUCGACCUAAAGGUCAAUACUAUAAUCGGCUUCAACACAAUUCGUACAAAAAAGAUAACUGGUCUACGAAUUCAAGAUAUCAAAAACGAACACGCGCACGUCAGGAUUCCGUAUGCAUACACACGCGAGUACAUCCCCGCCGCACAAAGCGAUAUCGCUAGUCCCGAAGUAGCGAAGCAGUGGACCCACCUCGCACCCAUCGUAGACCAGAUCGCAUACAGACCGGACAUAGAAAUCGGACUACUCAUCGGUCGAAACGUCCCGGCGGCCUUCCAACCAACUGAAGUGAUAGCAGGAAGCCCUGAAGAGCCAUGGGCCGAGAAGUACAAGUUUGGUUGGACGGUAAUCGGUCGAGUGUGCAAAGACAGAGAUGAUGACGUGACAGCUCGUGUGAAUUGUGUGACGGUAGAGAGAGAAGUCCUACUCGAGCACAACGCUUCAAGCCAUACUACCGUACAGCCGCCCUUCGUCCGCACGACACCAUCCAAAGACAUGACAAGCCCGCAGCAAAUACGCCAAAUGAUGGAGCUUGACUACACAGAACUCCACCACGACCGAAGUAAACAAAGACAAGGAAAAACAGAAUCAAGAGAGGACAUACAGUUUAACAAUAUAAUGGAGAUAGGUCUACACAAGAACGAGAAUGGAAACUGGGAGGCACCCCUACCAUUCAGAGCAAACGAGGUACACCUACCAGACAACAAGAAGCACUGUCUACACAGGCUCCUCUCACUCAAACGGAAACUUCUUGGUAAUGACAAGCUUAGAAACGAUUACAUCGCCUUCAUGAAAAAGGUUAUUGACCGUGGUCACGCAAGCCGAGUCCCCGUCGACCAGUUGCGUACAUCCCCUGGCAAAGUGUGGUUUCUCCCCCACUUCAAUGUACAGCACCCUCGCAAGAAAGACCUCCGCGUGGUGUUCGACUGCAGUUCAGUAUACGAGAACGAGUCCCUAAACAAGAACUUAUUACAAGGACCCGACCAGCUGAACUCACUCAUCGGCGUCCUCAUGCGCUUCCGAAAAGAAGAAGUAGCCUUUACCUGUGACAUCGAGCAAAUGUUCCACAGUUUCUAUGUUAAUCCGGAGCACAGAGAUUUCCUGCGCUUCCUGUGGUUCGAAGACAGCGACUUAACCAAGCCAAUAGUAGAGUUCCGCAUGGACGUGCACCUGUUCGGCGCAGCAUCGUCGCCCGCGGUCGCAAACUACUGUCUUCACCAGACUGCAGAAACAGGCAGAGAAAAGCACGGAGAUGACGCAGCAGAGUUCGUACGCCGAAACUUCUACGUGGACGAUGGUCUCAAGUCCCUUCCCACAACAGAACAGGCCGUGCGCACUAUCAAAGCCACACAAGCAAUGUGCGCGGACGCGAACCUGCGACUCCAUAAAUUUGCCAGCAACAGUAAGGAAGUUUUAGAAGCACUACACCCUGAGGAUCGAGCCAAAGACCUCAAAGACCUAGACCUCAACCACGACAGCCUACCAGUCCAAAGAUCGCUCGGUACUUACUGGUGUAUAGAGUCGGAUACACUAGGAUUUCGUAUCGAGCUAAGAGACAAGCCUCUUACAAGACGCGGUAUACUCUCCACCGUCAGUUCAGUGUACGACCCCUUAGGAGCCGUGUCCCCCGUCAUCCUUACCGGGAAACAGAUUCUACAGGAGCUCUGCAGUACCCAUACAGACUGGGACGAGCCCCUCCCCGAAGACAUCCGACCACGCUGGGAAAAAUGGCGCACAGAGUUACCGCUUCUCGAGAACCUCAAGUUCCCCCGAUGUCUCAAGCCUCCUAACUUUGGCACUCUGACUUCUACUCAAGUCUGCAACUUCUCAGAUGCUUGCCACAACGGAAUCGGACAAGUCUCAUACCUACGCAUGGUUAACGAGAAAGGAGAAGUCCACGUAAGCUUUCUAAUGGCAAAGUCUCGAGUGGCACCCCUCAAACAAAUCACAAUACCCCGGCUGGAACUCACGGCAGCAGUAAUAUCCGUGAACGUUUCAAGCAUGGUCGAGCUUGAGCUAGACCUACAACCCACACCACAGCGCCUCUAUUACACCGACUCGGAAAUAGUCCUAGGCUACCUUAACAACGACGCUCGCCGUUUCCAUGUGUAUGUCGGCAAUCGUGUGCAGCACAUCAGAGAUCAAAGCGAGCCAGAACAAUGGUACCACGUGCCAGGAAAAGAAAACCCAGCAGAUGAAGCAUCUAGAGGAAUGACAGCCGCACAACUUAUCGAAAAUAAGCGUUGGUUCAGCGGACCACAGUUCCUUUACGAGAACCCCACACCAAGCAACCAGAAGCCGUCAUCUCAGCUAGAUCCAGACGAUGCUGAGUUACGCAAAGAAGCCUCUGUCCUCUCAACUAGUACCACUAUGCGUACACAGUACUUAGAUACGAAGCACUUCUCACACUCGUCUUCUCUACUGCGCCUCAAGCACGCAAUCGUUCGCAUCCAACGGAUGAUAGAGAGACUACGCCCAAACAAGACACACAACUGGCGACCGACAAAUGGCGCGUCUACAGUAAAGGAGCUAUGGGAAGCAGAGAAGUGUCUAUUCAAGACUGCACAAGCCACCACUUUUGAGAACGAAAUAGAUACACUGCAAAGAAUGAAAGGAAACAAUAGCAAGUUCGAAGAUCGCAAAAGCGCGCGCGAUCGCAACAACAUCAUCAAAGCCACCAGCAAUAUCUACAAGCUAGACCCGUUCAUAGACGACGAAGGUCUACUACGAGUUGGUGGUCGUCUUAGAAAUGCUGAAGAAGAAUACCAACUAAAGCACCCUCUUAUCCUACCAAAAGAUCAUCACGUGACUACUGCUAAGGACGGACAACACAAGUGCUUCGAGCGUCCCGUCCACAAGCUUAUCAUGCUAUUAGCAAGGGAAGAUUAGUCAGCUUAGUCCAAGACACAAUGAACACUUUCCAAAUUUCAAGAUAUAAAGGACAUUCUCAGUAAUUCUUAUAUAGCUAAAAUAUACCAGCUUCAUUUAUAACAAGCAAACAACCAUAAAUCAAAUUUAGGCUAUCAAUUAGUAAUUUUCAAUCAACAAAUCAUAAUUUCCUUAUCAUUAUUAAUUAAACAAAAAUAAGCAAUCAGCUAGCAUCGCAAUUCAAUGCUUAGAAUAUAAACAUCUUUUAUGCAAUUUAUACUUUAUUUUCUUAAUAAAUGUAGGCACAUUUAGGGAAGCAGUGUAACGGCAUCCGCAUGCCAUGGAUAACCCCUUAGUUAUUUUUAGUCAUCUCAUUACGUCACCAAUCAAUGUAACGCUAGCGAUCACGUGACCUUAGCUUUAUAAAUGCAGCAAACUUGUAAAGCCCCUAAGGCUCACAGAAAUUCGACGGGUUCACACGGGUUUAAGUUAGCGCCGCCCUAGGCCAAACUCGCUGUAAAGCUUACCAAGUUCUUACACGCAAUAAAACCCUAGCCUUGUGGAA